Molecule: messenger RNA, 1500 nt
Organism: Recurvomyces mirabilis
Lineage: Eukaryota; Fungi; Ascomycota; Dothideomycetes; Mycosphaerellales; Teratosphaeriaceae
Gene: CLB2
Product: G2/mitotic-specific cyclin
Exons: 3
Coding region: 1-1500 (499 amino acids)
Biological process (GO): regulation of cyclin-dependent protein serine/threonine kinase activity; mitotic cell cycle phase transition
Cellular component (GO): spindle pole body; cyclin-dependent protein kinase holoenzyme complex; nucleus
Molecular function (GO): cyclin-dependent protein serine/threonine kinase regulator activity
Source: RefSeq, a predicted model, not a curated record
AUGCCUCCAGCAAGAACAGCCAGACGGGCCAUAACGGACGAGAACGCAGAGACUGGAACACAACGACUUACGCGUGCGAAGGCUGCUGCUCUCGAGACAUCUGCUGCCGACCCACCAAAGAAGGCAUUGACGACUAAGCGCUCGACCACCGCACCAUCAAAUGGCACGCUCGGUGCACGGAAGAGGACAGCCCUGGGAGAUGUCAGCAACGUUGUGAAGAAGGACCCGUCGGAGAAUGCAGAUGGCAAGAAGAGUGGCCUCGAGAAGCCAACGCUGGUGAAGGCUGCAAAGCCUGCUGGCAUCACAAAACAACCAGCGCGUAACAGCUCAACACGGACCGCUCUUGGAGCAAAGACCAGCAACAACGCAUCAUCUGAGCUGAAGCGACCUGCGAGUGGCAGUGGCAUUGCUGGCAAUGUACCAAAGAAGCGUAACGUUUCCACGUCCAAGCCUACCAAGAUGGAGCUUGAGGAUGAUGAGGACUCUGAGAACGCGCCACCAGCUGUCAAUGGCUCCAAGGUCCCGACCAAGAUUGCGAGGAAGGCUAGCGUAAAGAGUGCCACUACCGGUCGUGCUCAGCUCAAGCCUGAAGAGGACAAUGAGUACCCAUCUCUGGAGGAGGUCAUCCUCGAUGCCAAGGAUCUCGAUGAGGAGGACAUGGACGACCCGCUUAUGGUUGCCGAGUAUGUUCACGAGAUCUUCGACUAUAUGAAGCAACUUGAGAUCACUACCAUGCCCAACGCCGAUUACAUGGAGAACCAGGACGAGCUAGAGUGGAAGAUGCGCGGUAUCCUCGUCGACUGGCUGCUCGAGGUCCACACGCGGUUCAGGCUUCUGCCCGAAACACUCUUCUUGGCCGUCAACAUCAUCGACCGCUUCUUAUCUUCCAAGGUUGUCCAGCUGGACCGUCUACAGCUCGUCGGUGUUACCGCCAUGUUCAUUGCCAGCAAGUACGAGGAGGUCCUCUCACCUCAUGUCCAGAACUUUGUGCAUGUCGCCGACGAUGGCUUCUCCGAAAGCGAGAUACUGUCUGCCGAGCGAUUCGUCUUGGCUGCCCUCGACUAUGACCUCUCAUACCCCAACCCGAUGAACUUCCUACGCCGCAUCUCCAAAGCCGACAACUAUGACAUCCAGACCCGCACUCUCGGCAAGUAUCUCCUCGAGAUUGGAUGCCUGGACCACCGCUUCCUCCAGUACCCGCCAUCUCACGUCGCCGCCGCGGCUAUGUACCUCGCGCGUCUCUCGUUGAAUCGUGGUGAAUGGGACGCAACCCUCAGCAAGUACGCCGGCUACACCGAGCACGAGAUCCAGCCUGUGUUCAAGCUCAUGGUCGACUAUCUCCACGCGCCAGUGCAGCAUGAUGCAUUCUUCCGCAAGUACGCGAGUAAGAAGUUUUUGAAGGCUUCCAUCGUCCUCAGACAAUGGGCCAAAAAGUGGGCGCCGAAAUACCUCGACAAUGUGCAAGAGCAGCCAAGCAGUGGCAAGACUCCUCGCUCAUAG